AUGGAGCUGUUUUCUCUUUUGUUCGCUUUGAUCGCUCUUGUAGCCUUUUCUUCCGCUCAUCCGGCCGAGACUCACAGCAUACACUCCAGCCUUCAUCGCAAGCGAGCUUUAGAUGGCUACUUCGUUGUAGACCAGGCGGAGGGAGACGAGUUAGGCUGCAGCGACAAACAAAUCGACACGCUUUACACGGCUGUGAUUGAGGCUAAGACCUUGGCCCGAAGUGCUUCAGAUGCACUCGCAAAGCCAGCAUCGACGAGCUCUACGUCAUUCCUCAAGUGGCUUGGCAAGGAGAACGCCAACGAUGCCAUGAGAACAGCAAUUAAAUCCAACAACUACGACCCCGUCGCAAACGUACAGCCGCCACGGGAAAAGAACCGCAUCCACGACGCCAACAUGGCCGCGCUCAGCCCGCCGGGGCUCACCUUCGUGUGCAUCCCCUACGACUUCGCGCUCUGCGGGCCGGGGGCUGCUGCCAUCGCCUUCCAGACCGGAUCCAUCUCGGACAACACGGGUCCCCUAGUCACGUUAUGCCCUCCAUUUUUCAGCAGACCUACAUGGCAGAACAUGGUCGACGAUUGGCGGACGUCUGGGUGGGAUAAGACUGGAAAGGUUCUGCUCACGUCGGGAUUUACCUUACUACAUGAGCUGCAACACAUUCCUCAAAUUACCGGGGAUCAGAGAAGGUGUACCGACGUCGACAACUACGCCCCGGCACCAAAUGAUGUUACCAAGGCGUGCUAUCAUCCUUACUGCUGUGAACACAUUGAUGAUAAGGACAAGGUGCAAAACGCCCAGAAUAUGGCGUACUAUGCAUUAGAUACUGUUGUAAACCCUUGA
Molecule: messenger RNA, 837 nt
Organism: Colletotrichum siamense
Lineage: Eukaryota; Fungi; Ascomycota; Sordariomycetes; Glomerellales; Glomerellaceae
Exons: 3
Coding region: 1-837 (278 amino acids)
Molecular function (GO): metallopeptidase activity
Source: RefSeq, a predicted model, not a curated record